Didymosphaeria variabile is the source of this 1392-nucleotide messenger RNA. RefSeq lists its product as uncharacterized. Bases 1 to 1392 code for a protein of 463 amino acids. Lineage: Eukaryota; Fungi; Ascomycota; Dothideomycetes; Pleosporales; Didymosphaeriaceae. The transcript has 2 exons. The record is from RefSeq and is a predicted model, not a curated record.
AUGGAGAGCCACCUUGUCGAAGACGGUUACUUUGGUGUGCAGGGUAGCCUGCAGAGCGGUCCCGAUGCCCACACCCCAGGCUCUGUGCAAAGCGUUGGCGCCGUGUCAAUCGAACUACCCUCGCAUCCGUCAUCGACCAUGGUAGCAUUAACUACACUACAAUACCUACCAAUUCCGCUCCUCGUAUUGUCGGCAGAUGCAACUGUCACGCUCGCCAACGAAGCAAUGGGCCGUCUUUUAGGGAUCGAUUGGUCAGCAGCAGCAGCAGAAGGAAUGACUGUAGCGGAGGCGUUAAUGGGAAAGAGCAUAGCUGAGCUCGGAAUAGAUAUUCUCCAGAAUGGUUCGCCCAUACUGGUCUCCUGGCAGGACUUCCUGAGAUCGGUGGUUGAGGAUGCUGCCGUUGAACGGAAAGAUCGUCUGGCCGCUGAAGACGGCCGACUAGACAGCGGCGGCAGUACGCCCACAGCUACUCCUUACGGCAAGGCAUUCGCUGACUCACCGCCCAAAUUACCACGGCUCAGUAGUCAAAACCUCACAGGAGCCACAGUGCACGACGUGUCAGUAGAUGUUAUCGUUGCCCCCACGAAUCGUGUUGGUGGUCGUUGCGCAUCACGAAACUCCGCAUUCUCUCCAGACGAGAACACACUUCAAGCCACCAUGAUCAUCUCAGUGUGGAGUAUUGAAGACGUCAAUUACUACACGCUGACGUUUACGAGUGCUCAACCUGUUGACGUGAAACAUAGCUCACGGCCAUCAAGCCGCAUAGUGACCAGAACAACAACAGCUUUUCAACUCACCAAGUCACAUAGCUCGACUUCUAGUUCAUCUUCUGGUCAGAGGUCUGGACCAAGCCCCAAAGCCCUCACGCCGACAUUCUCGUCAUUUGACUUUCCGCCGCGUGGCCCACCACUGAAGGCUAGAAACGACCUAUCCAUAUCUGCCAGCAUCUUUCAGAAAGCUUCACAGAUGAAGGACGCGAUCUUGAACUCGAUUAGUAUGCCAGCGUACGCCAUGUGGCAGGACGAAGGAUUUGGAAUACCGAACAAAGCGAUGCUCCGACUGCUGCCUGAAGAUGCCGUAUACAACCCUUCUGAUCAAAGAGCCUUCCUCAGUCAGUUCAGCUUGUGGACAGAGGAUUUUGCGCGCAAGCUUGACGUUGAUGAGCUUCCUAUAAUGGAGCUAUGCCGCAGCCAGCAACCUUUCGACAACCGUCGUGUAGCAAUGCGUCAUCCAAGUACCGGGGUAUCGAUGGCUUUUGAGGUGGCAGGCGAGCCAAUAGUUCACGACAUGACAGGCGAGUUUCUAGGCGGGAUUGUAAUCUUCAAAGACGUUACCUCAUAUACUAAUCAGAUCGCGGCACAAGUUCACGAGAAUGAACGGCAAUUUGAGUAA